AUGGCAAGUGAGCAAGAUAUUGAUCCUAAUGAGGAGUAUGGUGUUAGUGAUGAUAGUGAUGAUGGCUAUAUGAUGAUGAAGAAGAGACUUUUGAUGAUGUUGUUGUGCGGCAAGGACAUUAGAUUUCUGAGGAAGCUAGGGAUUGAUUGGGAGCGUAAUGUUUUGCAUAUCAAAGUUGGUAGCACUGUGAAAGAGAUUGUUGGGAUAGACAAUAAUGAUACUCCAUUGAUUAACGCUUUGGAGUUAGUGACAUGCACACAUGAGAUAGCUGAUUCUGUGGUGUACCUGUUUCUUUCUAAUAUAAUCAUAUCCGAUUUGGAGUACAUUUGUGGGCAUAGGGCUUGGAUGGAUUCCAUUCAGGAGGAGUUCCAUAACGUAUUUCUAGAUGAGUUGCCUAAUGGUUUACCUCUCGACUGUGGAAUUCAGCAUGAAAUUGACUUGGUACCUAAAGCUACUCCUUAUCCACGACAACCGACUCAUACUAGUCCUGCUGAAGAUGAGGAGAUUAAUAGGGUUGGAAAGUUUCAUGUUACCUCAAGGAACUUUAGCUGCACCACCACCACUACCUCCUCCACCACCACAUGGCAAUACUGUUGUGCCACCUCCACCGCCACCACCUCCUCUUCCACAAGCUGCAAGGCCUCUAGCUCAUCACUGCUGCCGCCGCUGCCUCCACUGGGAAUGCAAGGCACUCCUCCGCCUCCACCUCCACCUUUGAAAGGACAGCCUCCACCUCCGCCACCUCCUCCCGGAUCAGCAGUAAGAUCUUCUCCACUGCCACUGCCGCCUCCUCUCAGUGUGAAGUCACCAUUGCCUGGUGUACCACCUCCUCCGCCACCUGCAUUGGGGAGAGGACGAGGUAGUAGUCCUUUGACACCUUCGCCUCCUGGUGGUCGAAGCCGAGGACAGGUUGCUGGUGCUUUGGGUCUGGCAUCUGCUACACCGAAGAAGACCUCUCUGAAGCCAUACCACUGGGUAAAGGUUACAUGGGCUAUGCAGGGCAGUCUAUGGGCGGACAGUCAGAAGCAGGAAGAGCAGUCAAGGUGUGUUGAAUUUGACAUGAAUGAGCUAGGGAGCCUCUUCUCGGCCGCUGUUCUGAAUGCUGCUGCGGGUGGUGACAGAGCGGGUGGUUGUCGUGCAUCUCUAGUUCCCAAGCAGGAAAAAGUGCUCCUGAUUGAACAUAGACGAGCGUACAAUUGUGAGAUAAUGCUGACAAAAGUGAAGAUGCCACUGCCAGAAGUUGUUGUAAGUGCACUCAGAAAGCAAUACUAUGGGACAGUACUGGAUGUAGAUCAGGUUGAUAAUCUGAUCAAGUUUUGUCCAACAAAGGAGGAGAUGGAAACGCUCAAGAACUACACAGGCGAUAAAGAAUGCCUGGGCAAAUGUGAGCAGUGUUUCCUGGAGAUGAUGAAAGUUCCUAAGGUAGAGUCCAUUUCUUUUAAACUUCAGUUCACCUCGCAGGUGUCAGAUUUACGAGAAAAUCUGGUAGUAGUCAAUGAAGCUUCAACAGAGUCUCCUAAGCUUGAAAGAGUGAUGCAAACGGUUCUGUCCCUGGGAAAUGCGUUAAACCAAGGAACUGCUAGAGGGGUGGCGAUUGGAUUCAGACUCGAUAGUCUACUUAAGCUGAAAGAAACUCGAGCUCAUAAUUCUAGAACUACGUUAUUACAUUAUGUGUAAAGUAAGAUUGCAUCCGAGAAAGUGCCCGAAAUACUUGAUUUCGACAAGGAAUUGCUUCACCUUAAGGCAGCCACCAAGAUUCAAUUGAAGGCUCUUGCAGAAGAAAUGCAAGUCGUAAGCAAAGGCCUGGAAAAGGUUGAGCAGGAAUUGACAGCGUCUGAAAACGAUGGAGCCAUCUCUGAUGGGUUUCGAAAGAGCUUGAAGAGUUUCCUUGAUAUGGCGGAGGCGGAGGUGAGAACACUGGCGUCUUUGUACUCUGAAGUGGGCUGCAAUGCCGAUUCCUUGGCGCACUACUUCAAUGAGGAUCCCACUCGCUGUCCAUUUCAGCAAGUGGUGUCGAUCAUUUUUAAUUUCAUCAUGAUGUUCAAGCGUGCAUUGGAAGAGAACAGCAAGCUAGUGGAGAUGGAAAGGAAGAAAGCCAAGGAGGCCGACAAAGACAAGGUUCUCCCACAGAGAAGAGAGCUGGAUGGGCUACUGGCACCCCAGUGA
Molecule: messenger RNA, 2166 nt
Organism: Selaginella moellendorffii
Lineage: Eukaryota; Viridiplantae; Streptophyta; Lycopodiopsida; Selaginellales; Selaginellaceae
Product: formin-like protein 17
Source: RefSeq, a predicted model, not a curated record